AUGUGCCCGUGUGUGCCCGUGUUUUCCCGUGCCCGAGUGUGCCCGUGUGUGUGCCCGAGUGUGUGCCUCUGUGUGUGUCCGUGUUUUACCGUGCCCGUGUGUGUGCCCGAGUGUGUGCCCGAGUGUGUGCCCGAGUGUGUUCCCGUGUGUGUCCCCGGGUGUGUGCCCGUGUGUGUGCCCGAGUGUGUGCCCGAGUGUGUGCCCGAAGGUGUGCCCGUAUGUGUGACCGAGCGUGUGUCCGAGUGUGUGCCCGUGAGUGUGCCCGAGUGUUUGCCCGAGUGUGUGCCCGAAGGUGUGCCCGUGUUUUCCCGUGCCCGAGUGUGUGCCCGUAUGUGUGACCGAGCGUGUGCCCGUGUGUGUGCCCCAGUGUGUGCCCGUGAGUGUGCCCGAGUGUUUGCCCGAGUGUGUGCCCGAAGGUGUGCCCGUGUUUUCCCGUGCCCGAGUGUGUGCCCGUAUGUGUGUGCCCGUAUGUGUGUGCCCGCAUGUGUGCCCGAGUGUGUGCCCGAGUGUGUGCCCGUAUGUGUGUGCCCGAGUGUGUGCCCCGAGUGUGUGCCCGUGUGUGUGCCCGAAGGUGUGCCCGUGUUUUCCCGUGCGUGUGCCGGUGUGUGUGCCCGAGUGUGUCCCCGGGUGUAUGCCCGUGUGUGUGCCCGAGUGAUUCCCCGUGUGUGUGCCCGAAGGUGUGCCCGUGUUUUCCCGUGCCGGAGUGUGUGCCCGAGUGUGUGCCCGUAUGUGUGUGCCCGGAUGUGUGCCCGAGUGUGUUCUCGGGUGUGUGCCCGUGUGUGUGCCCGUGUGUGUGCCCGAAGAUGUGCCCGUAUGUGUGACCGUGUGUGUGCCCGAGCGUGUGCCCGUGAGUGUGCCCGAGUGUUUGCCCGUGUGUGUGCCCGAAGGUGUGCCCGAGUGUGUGCCCCGAGUGUGUGCCCGCAUGUGUGCCCGAGUGUGUGCCCCGAGUGUGUGCCCGUGUGUGUGCCCGAAGGUGUGUCCGUGUGUGUGCCCGAAGGUGUGCCCGUGUUUUCCCGUGCCCGAGUGUUUGCCAGUGUGUGUGCCGGUGUGUGUAUUUGA
This is a messenger RNA of Haliotis rufescens (red abalone), 1059 nucleotides long. RefSeq names its product keratin-associated protein 10-8-like. Lineage: Eukaryota; Metazoa; Mollusca; Gastropoda; Lepetellida; Haliotidae. The record is from RefSeq and is a predicted model, not a curated record. The transcript has a single exon. The coding region runs from base 1 to 1059 and encodes 352 amino acids.